Messenger RNA from Polyodon spathula (Mississippi paddlefish), 2240 nucleotides. Its product is annotated as reticulocalbin-1-like. The record is from RefSeq and is a predicted model, not a curated record. Bases 267 to 1226 code for a protein of 319 amino acids. The transcript has 6 exons. Gene Ontology annotation, cellular component: endoplasmic reticulum. Gene Ontology annotation, molecular function: calcium ion binding. NCBI's taxonomy places the organism in Eukaryota, Metazoa, Chordata, Actinopteri, Acipenseriformes, Polyodontidae.
GGUUGAACUAGCAAGAGAUACAGAGUUUGUCAUGUUUUGCAGAAAGUGCAAAGUGUGCCGUUAUGUGUAAAUAUACAUCCAGGUGAUAGCAAAUCAGUAUAUGGCAGUAGGAAUUAUAAACAUUGCUUUUGUUUUAAAGGAGUUGUCUGUGGAGUAGUUUUUUUUUUUUUUUUUAGUCGGUGUUUGCAGAGACGGGUUAGCCACUGCAUUCUUUUGGUAGCGUUUUAAACUGUUUAGAAUUAAUAAGCAGAUACUUUAAUAUAGCAAUGGAUAUGUACUGGUUCACGUGUUUGCUGUUGUGCGUGGUAGAGGCAUUUAGCAAACCCACUUACAAACGCGAACGCGUUCACCUGGACCCGGUAUUGAGCAGAGACCCUCAUGAAGACAACCGAAGCUACCGCUACGACCAUGAGGCCUUUUUAGGCAAAGAAGAGGCCAAGACUUUUGAUCAGUUAAGUCCCGAAGAAAGCAAGGACAGACUUGGGAAAAUUGUUGACAGGAUUGAUGGUGACAAAGAUGGAUAUGUUACUACAGAUGAGCUGAAGAGCUGGAUUAAUAGAGUACAGAAGCGUUAUAUUUAUGAAAAUGUAGCUAAAGUGUGGACGGACUAUGAUUUAAACAAAGACAACAAGAUUUCUUGGGAUGAAUACAAAAAAGCCACCUAUGGCUACUACCUUGCUAAUCCAGAAGAGUUCCAGGAUGUCACAGACCAGUUCAGUUUCAAAAAGAUGCUCCCCCGUGAUGAAAGAAGAUUUCAGACUGCUGACCUCGACGGGGACGUGGCAGCCAGUCGGGAAGAAUUCACUGCCUUCCUGCACCCAGAGGAGUUUGAUCACAUGAAAGACAUUGUUGUUCUUGAAACCCUGGAAGACAUAGAUAAGAAUGGUGAUGGUCAUGUGGAUGAAGAUGAGUACAUUGCUGACAUGUUUGCUCAUGAAGUAGAAGGACCAGAACCGGACUGGGUGAAAACAGAAAGAGAGCAGUUUGCAGACUUCAGGGACACCAAUAAGGAUGGAAAGAUGGACAAAGAGGAAAUUAGGCACUGGAUCCUUCCUCAGGACUAUGAUCAUGCACAGGCUGAAGCCAGACAUCUAGUCUAUGAAUCAGACUUGAACAAGGAUCAACUGUUGACCAAAGAAGAAAUCUUGGAAAACUGGAACAUGUUUGUUGGAAGCCAGGCAACUAAUUACGGAGAAGACCUCACCAAAAACCAUGACGAGUUGUGAUCCAAACUGCUGUGGAAUAUGCAGUCCUUUUCUUGCCAAAAACUUGUUUCAUAAUUCGAAAGAAAUGAAUGAAGCCACAGGUGCUUUUAAACUAAACGUUUUGCUUGAAGAGUGACAGAAAUACCUGCACCAGUAUUGGGAGUCGAACUGAGUAUGUUUUACCUCACUUUUUCAGGGGAGUGCUGCCUUGUUGCCUGCUUGCAUCAAUGACAGGGCUAUGCCUGUCUUGUAUAUAUGUAUCUUGAGUGGUUCCAAUCGCUAUUGUCACAGAACUUCAGCGCAAAUUGAAAAAAUACUGAUGGCUUCCAUUUUAUAAUUAAACAUUUUUGUGUACCAUAUUUAAUCAUUGUUGGAUAUUUUGACAGUUUUCCUACUUCAGCUCAACUUCGUUUAUUAGUAAUGUGUUUUUAAUAAUGAUGCUUUGUACAGUAUUUCAGGGUUGCAUGUGUAAAAUAAAGAAUUGCAUAUGUAUAACUCUUUUAACAGUUUUUUUCUUAGUGUUUUUUUCUUUUGACAGUGAAAUGUAAGUGAAAGGCUUUCAUUUGUUGUUGCAUCAAGUGUAACUGGUAUAGCUAUUUCAUCACGUUGUUCUAUAUAGGUACUUCUAUAAUGCGUAGAAAAACUUUAUCAGGAAACAGACGUGUUGCACUAUCCGGCAGUGGCUUCAAGUUAGUAUUUAACAUUAUUUGUACCCCCCCCUCCCCCCAUUUAUUCCACAACAGGGUUAACAUGUAUAAAAAAUGUAUCCCAAUUUAUUUCUUAUAAAAUGCUAGAUUUUCACCAUUUCUUUUUUUUAGUGUGUGCAUAUUUAUAUAAAAAAUGUAAUGUCAACAGUUCUUGUGAACACCUUCUGCUUGUCAUUAUUGGUUAGUACUGUGGUCCUUGUUUGUAACUGCAUGAUCUGUUAUAAAAUGUUCAGACUUAGUUUUUACUUAAAAUGUUUUCCAAUGUAUGAAGUCACGAUGUGCUUAUUUCAGGUUCACCAUUUAAUCUUUGCUUUUCUGAAAGACUAUC